UAAAAAUAAGACGGUAUAAAAUUCAACAUGUCGCAUCAAAGACAAGAGCUGUCAUUAGACACAGAGCGAACCCCUCUUAUAGAAACAGAAAUCAAUGCAGGGUUCGAUCAAGAAAACAGUUGUAGCAGAGAGCACCAAUUGCGUUUUGAGGAAAACACUAACGAGAAGGAUAUACUGUAUGAAAUUCACACUGCUUCCGGAGGUCACGUAAAUGUGAGAAAUGGUGAGAUUCCUGAUGAUGUACCUAGGAAUACUACAACGAAUACAGAAUGUCUUAUGCACCUUUUGAAAGGAAACACUGGAGUAGGGAUACUUGCUUUGCCAGUUGCCUAUAAGAAUGGUGGACUCUGGCUGAGUCUUGGAUUUGUGACUGUCAUUGGAAUGAUUUGCACUCACUGUAUGCACGUUUUAAUACGGUCUGGAAACGAACUUCAGAGGAGAAAUAAAGGCAUGCAUUUAGAUUAUGCAAGCGUCAUGGAGGCGGCAUUUGAAACAAGAACUGAUUGGUUAAAAAAUUGGAGCAAUUUUGCAAGGAGAAUGGUAAAUACAUUUCUAGUCACCACACAACUUGGGUUUUGUUGUACAUAUAUAGUCUUUAUCGCUGAAAAUAUAAAACAAGUUAUUGAAUACUCUGCCCCAGUUUUAUUAGAUACAAAACUUUACAUUGUCAUGGUAACGGCGCUGCUCAUACCGUACUCGAUGGUUAGAAGCCUAAAAAUUCUAGCACCAUUCUCAGCUAUUGCCAAUCUUCUAAACCUGGCUGGAUUUGUGUUGAUAAUGGUGAACUUGUGGCAAAACAUACCAGAUAUUCGUACUCGAAAGUCCAUAGCUGAAGUUCAGAAUUUGCCAUUAUUCUUUGGACAAGUUUUGUUUGCAUUUGAAGGUAUCGGGUUGGUACUUCCGUUAUACAAGAAGAUGAAGGAUCAAGACGCGUUUCUGGGUAAAGUUGGAGUACUCAAUCUUGGUUUAACCUUAGUUAUAGUACUUGACAAUGCUGUAGGUUUCUACGGCUACCUGAAAUAUGGAGAAGAUACCAGGGGCAGUAUAACACUAAAUCUUCCAAAUGACCAGUGGUACAAUCUGUGUGCGAAGCUUUUCUUUGCGGUCUCAGUGUUCCUGAGUUAUGCUGUACAGUUUUAUGUACCUGUUGAGAUAAUAUGGCAUUAUACGAAGAAACGGAGUAAAUCAAGACAAAUAUCUAUACCAUUUUAUGCAGAAUAUAUACUGAGAUUAGUCUUAGUUUUAUUAACAUGUGGACUUUCUGCACUUGUACCACAUCUAGAUCUUCUUAUUGCACUGAUUGGCGCGUGUGAAAGUUCUUUCCUAGCUCUUAUUCUGCCGGCUGUUAUAGAAAUAACCACAUUUGACUGCAAAAAAAAUGUUAAGAUCAAAAAUGGAAUUUUCAUAAUACUAGGACUUGUUGGAUGCGUUACUGGAACAUAUUCUUCUCUUUUAGAAAUAAUUAAAACAUUUUAAAUAAAAUUGUCCUUUCACAUCAAAGAUGGUGACUAAUAAAAUUAGAGUUAUCCCUACGA
This is a messenger RNA of Ruditapes philippinarum (Manila clam), 1535 nucleotides long. RefSeq names its product proton-coupled amino acid transporter 1-like. Lineage: Eukaryota; Metazoa; Mollusca; Bivalvia; Venerida; Veneridae. The transcript has 9 exons. Gene Ontology annotation, biological process: amino acid transmembrane transport. Gene Ontology annotation, cellular component: vacuolar membrane. Gene Ontology annotation, molecular function: amino acid transmembrane transporter activity. The coding region runs from base 28 to 1476 and encodes 482 amino acids. The record is from RefSeq and is a predicted model, not a curated record.